This is a messenger RNA of Gossypium raimondii (Peruvian cotton), 908 nucleotides long. RefSeq names its product transcription factor HHO6. Gene Ontology annotation, molecular function: DNA-binding transcription factor activity. Lineage: Eukaryota; Viridiplantae; Streptophyta; Magnoliopsida; Malvales; Malvaceae. The coding region runs from base 332 to 676 and encodes 114 amino acids. The transcript is spliced from 3 exons. The record is from RefSeq and is a predicted model, not a curated record. Gene Ontology annotation, biological process: regulation of DNA-templated transcription.
GUUGGGUGUAUUGGCUAUCCCUAAUCGGUGGGCCCCACUUAAUUCCCCUUUAAUCCGUUGUUUGGUUGGUUGUAUUGCCAUUACGUUCCAAAUCUAUUCCUUCCCUAAUACACCCGAUCCCGUAAUAGGUAAUACCCCCAUCCAGCGCCGAUUAGAGAAUCCUUACCCAUUUCUUAUUUUCGUUUCCUUUUUCUGCCCUCAUAGAUUUCUGCUUCUUCUUCCAUCGGUAUUGCAGAUCUGUCCUAUUUCUUCUGCUUUCAUAACAAAUCCUCAACAUUAUCUUCAUGGGAGGCUGAUUUCAGUGGCUACUCCAAAGCAGAUUAGGGAACUUAUGCAAGUAGAUGGCUUAACCAAUGAUGAAGUUAAGAGUCAUUUGCAGAAAUACCGGCUAUACACAGGAAGACUUCCAGCUACCACAACAACAACAACCCCUGCAAAUCAAUCAGGCCUUGUUUUGGGUGGUGGUCAUGCAUGGAUGUGUCAAGAUCAGUUUGGAGAAUCCUCGAAAGGGAGCAAUUCGCAGUUGGGUUCCCCUCAAGGUCCUCUCCAGUUAACCACAAACACCGGAGGGACCUCCACUACAGGGUGUGAGAGCAUGGAAGAUGAUGAAGAUGCAAAAUCCGAGUGCUAUAGUUGGAAAAUCCAUGUUCAGAAACCCAGAAAAAACAAUGUAUAGAGUUUACCCACCAUGAAUUUUGCAGAUAAAAAAAAAGAAAGAAAAUAUACAUGGGAGGAAAUCAUUUAUCUUAUACAACCACUGUAUUUAUACAUAUAAAAGGAGAAGGAUCUUGAGAAUUGAGAGAGACAUGUAAAAUUUUUGCAGGAUUUAGCUUUCCUUGGAUAUCGAAUUCAUGUUUUUGUUUUAUUGCACAACUAGUAAAGAAUUCCUAUUAUCAUCAAUUUGGACA